AAGUGUUAUUUACCCAAGAAAUUAAUCUUUUUUUCACUUGUACACAGGAAACUAAUAAUCUACCCUAAUGGAGACGACAUUGGAAAAAGCUGCGACCAUAUUUCCGUACACUUAUCUAUCGCGGACACAAAUUCUCUUCCUGCAAAUGGGGAGGUCAAUGCUGUUUUCAGCAUCUUUCUCUUUAAUCACAAUUCCGGCAAUUUUCUUGCUUCACAAGGUAUUUAUUGUUCUUUUUGUUAGUGUUGUAAGAAAAUUAGAUAAAAUUUAGUAUGAGGAAAAUACUUAAUUGCACAGGAAUAACAAGACGUUUUCGAGGACUCAAGUCUCAAUGGGGCUUUUCAAAAUUUAUCUCUAAGAAAACCCUAUUGGAUCCAUCAAACGGAUAUCUAGGUGAUGACAUCUGCGUGUUUGGUGCUGAGGUUUUCAUAGUCAAAAGAGAGGCGGUCACCGAAUGUUUGUCUUUGAAGAAUGUGUAUAGUGAACACUACAAGCACGAGUUUAAGAUUUCAAACUUCUCCGAACUGGAGAACGUUUGGCAUUCUGAAGAAUUCAACGUUGGAUGCCACAUAUGGUACCAUUUUCUAGCAUUGAAUGUUGGUCUUUACCCAAAAGGAGCUCAAGAAGGAACUAGCAGCCACGUCGGCAUCUCUUUGCUCUAUAAUUGGGGAUUCUUUAAAUUCAUUGAUAUUGCUACUAUUAAUGAUCCUGGAAAAGGAUUCAUCGUGAAUGACUGUUGCAUUCUAACUUUAGAAAUCUCCAUCCUAGCUGUUGUACAAAGAUCUCCCUUAUCUUAA
Erythranthe guttata (spotted monkey flower) is the source of this 794-nucleotide messenger RNA. Lineage: Eukaryota; Viridiplantae; Streptophyta; Magnoliopsida; Lamiales; Phrymaceae. The record is from RefSeq and is a predicted model, not a curated record.